Molecule: messenger RNA, 3682 nt
Organism: Rhipicephalus microplus (southern cattle tick)
Lineage: Eukaryota; Metazoa; Arthropoda; Arachnida; Ixodida; Ixodidae
Product: beta-1,3-galactosyltransferase 4
Biological process (GO): protein O-linked glycosylation
Cellular component (GO): Golgi membrane
Molecular function (GO): hexosyltransferase activity
Source: RefSeq, a predicted model, not a curated record
GAGAAAAAAUGUUAUAGAAGCAAAGCGUAGGGAACUUCCACGUAUGAUACAGUGCAGCUGACUCAAUUAGACAAGCUUCGCACACCAGACUUCCGCUGUCAUCAUCGUCUGUUCUCGAGGCCGCAGACGACACGAAGUCCCAUCGCAAUGCCGAGCUACGCUUGCCUGGCCAGCUUACUCGCAUCACCCGCCAAGCGAUGGCUACUAAUCCUCAGCCUGGUCAUGGUCUUCUGCCUCAUCCUCAUGGCCCUGAGCUCCGAUUCGGUCGUCACGCCACCGUCAUUGCCCUUCGCGGUACGAGGCGGUGCCACCAUCGCCGAGAGCUCCUACGGCAAUGAACAGGGCAGUCGUCAAAGUGCGCCACAAAGUCUGAAUCCAAAAGGUUCGCAAACUAAUGAGGUAGCCGGCACUUCCAGCGCGGCCACGGGAAAGAAAUAUGAAAAAGUGUGGAAGAAGGUACGGCCCACAACGAGGACAACACCAGCAGCAAGCGCGACGACAACUCCUCCAGUUGCGUUGACGUCAGAACCAUCAGUGGCAGAAGGUGUGAAGUCAUCAACAGUUGCGGCAACCAGAGCCGUGAGGGCAGCAGUGACGCCAACGAAAGUGGCACCGAGGGGAGCACUGAGAACAGCCGUGAGCAUCGACGUCAUCGGGCAUAUGUGGAUGCCUCACAACACGCUGUACCGAGGCUUCGGCAGGGUACCGUUCCCCCUGGAGAGCGUAUACGUCUUACCCACAGCCUACAAGGCCGUGUACGACUGCCGGCGUGGUGUGGACUACCUCUUCUUCGUUCACACGGCCGCGACGCACUCGGACCACCGGCGGGUCCUGAGGGAGGUCGUCGGAAACUCGACGUACGGAGUCCGGUACAAGUGGACAACCGUGUUCUUCGUGGGCAUGUCGUCCGUCGAAAAGGUCACCCAUAGCGUGGCCUACGAGGCUGAGGCAUACGGCGACGUCGUGGUGCUGCCGUACAUGGACACGUACCGCAACCUGACGUACAAGUACGUGUACGGCAUAAAGUGGACCCUGGAGAACUGUCCGCGGGUGCGCUACGUCCUCAAGAUUGACGACGACAUCGUGGUGCACCUUCCGUCGCUCAUGGCGAGGCUAGCCGGGGGCGAUCGACCGCCCCAGACACGUCUUGCUCUGGUCACACGUCCCAAGUUGUACUGCUGCGUCUGGGACUACAUGCCUGUCAUUAGGCAGACGGCUCUGCCGUGGUACAUAUCCGAGAAGGCUUACCCAAAGAACGUCUUUCCCAGGUACUGCUCGGGCAGCGCGGUCUUCAUGGACGCGACCACGUUGGCGCCCCUGUACAAUGCGACUUUCUCAGUGCCGUACCUACCCGUCGACGACGCCUACGUCACGGGAGAGCUGGCGGCCGUGGCAGGCGUGGAACACGAGUCCCUCAACGCACUCUACUCGUUUGACUACAAAAGGUGGCCGUCGGUGAUCAACGGCUCAGUCAUGGUCGUGCAGGUGUACGACGCCGCAACGCGGUCGUCGGCUUGGAAGUCCGUGGCUGAGAUGCUCGGUCGCAAACCACAAGAACGAAGACACGUCCAUACGACACCGAAUAUACGGAACACUCGCUCCGUGACGGCACGAAGUGUUGGCGCUCGGGUGACGACCUCCCGGGGACCCGCCACCACGAAAAGCUUGCCCGAGGCUGGAACGAACUCUUCUCGGCCUUCUUCAUGAGCCCAUCGUGUAAACUCGAAUCGCGUGGAUCAUCAGAUCAACGGACAGUUAUGCCAUGCAUAUCCAACUAGCCCAACUUUCGAUUCUGUUGCCUUAGAUCAGUGUAACUCAGAAGAGUGUGCAUGUAUAGGCCAGUUGGUGAUUCAUAAUUAGAAAAGUUGACCACAUGGAACAAGACACAACGCGAUACGGCUGUGUCUUUCUGCGUCUAGAAAGACGACUGCUUCGCGUUGUCUCUUUUGUGUACCGCACGCUUUCGCAGUUAUCUUUCCUAAUCAAGCGUCGGGGAUAGGCUACCGGCAACGGUAUCAUUUUCGACUCACGGCUGCCACCAUAUUGGGCCGUUAUCAGCGCCAUUUGACGGUAUGUACCCGCAGUGAUGAAAGAUUGUAGAGCGUUCGUUGGUUCAGAGAGCCUGCCAUUAAUGCGCUGCGAAUCAACUCAAGCUUUUCAUCCGCUUUGUACUGUGCACUCAGGAAAAAAUCGCGACGCUUGAGUUAGUCAGAAAAUCAAAGUAAUGCGUUGCUGAUCUUAUCUGAUACUUUUCUAUUUCGUUUUGUACACUCGAUCUACUUACUGCGUUUUUGAGAAAUGCGUGGAUUGCAUGCGCGGUUCCCGCAAGAACGUGUCAAGCGUAAUCGGUCCUUAUCCUCAGCCACAGUUUACAAGGACGCGCCAAGGGUAAUCAUAUAGCUUGGUAUUUAUCUCAGCCACAGUUUACACUAACGGACCGCUUUCGUUGCAGCCCGUAUUAUCACAGGAGUUAGUUGUACAGCCAGGUAAAAUUAAACGGGGCAUGGAUCAAUAGCGUGAUACGUUGUAAACAAGAACCGUGCACAUGGCCGGUUUGACUCGGAUGAACUGCCAUCGUCCGGUUGAUUUUGUGUGUCACUUCAAAUUGUUAAAAAUUGUUUUCUAAACACAGUUGCUAUCCCAUAGUUGAGUACGAAGUACUCGAGAUUGUUAACCACUCCUCCUAAACACAACAACGAUGUGGUUGACGGGACCAUGUAACAUAAUGCGCACCAUCACCAGAAAGGCCCGCUGGCAGCGAGAAGCGGGACUCUCGACCCAGCCGUGCCUGUAGGCGCGCCUUAAUUGUCCGUGCGUACAGCCGGUGUCCCAGUAGCGUUGCGAUCCUGUUCUGGCUGCUCUAGCCAGAGCAGGAGCACACUAUUUAUUUAUAUUUGGCAGAGUAUGGGAAGGUAGAGCCGGUUAUCCCAACAUCAUACCAGUAAUGUACAAGAUAAACACACAAGCAAGAACAAUUAAGAAUAAAAGUAGAACAACUAAUCGAAGGCACUACGUACGUACUAUAUACGUUAAAUGGCUUAUCAAUGAGCACGGUAUGCAUGGUCAUAGUCCAGUAUGUCACACCAAGCGUGUGCUCCGAGUACCAGUCAUGACUGGCAGAUGGCAAGCGUAUGCAUGAGGAGUGAUUGACCCGACCGGUGCUGGUUUAGUGUAAUAGCGCGUGACAAGCCCCGUAACUCCUGUCGUUCUUGAAGAAGUCAAACGAAAUUUUCUCGUCAGUCGAUUUGGUAGGCAAUAUAAACUCCGAUACUAAGGUCAUUCGAUCAUCAGUUCUUGAAAAAGUGGUUAAUGAACUCCUUAAAAAAGUGUGAUGUGUUGCUCAUGCAUUCCAUGGCUAAGUACUUCUAUUAGUUCAUGAACCCGGCGCGGCAGGGCGGGUUCAUGCACUAAUAAAUUAAAAAAAAAAAGCUUUAGCAGGCCGCUAGAGGACGCGUGGGCUCAAUUCGCGGUCAUGGUGGCCGUAUUUUGGAUGUGCUUAGAGAGAGUGGUUAACAAUUUAGAGUACUUGGUACUCUACUAUGGGAGAGCACAUGGAAGUUGAACAAGCGUUUGUGUGUUUAGUAAAAGCGUGUAACGAUUUAGAGUACUCGGUACUUUACUAUGUAUGGGAGAGCAUAACGCCGUCCCAAACAGAAUAAAUCAGAAUACUCUGCCUGUGAAA